Haemonchus placei is the source of this 429-nucleotide messenger RNA. Lineage: Eukaryota; Metazoa; Nematoda; Chromadorea; Rhabditida; Trichostrongylidae. The record is from the annotation of a GenBank genome assembly.
AUGGGAAGGACAGUCGUGCUUAUAACACCGAAAAUCGAGCAGGCGGAAGGAAUGCUGGCUGAGUUCGUCAGUGCUCGUGGAAAGAUCUGCUUGAGACGAAACUUAACGAAGACGAUGUUCAUGAAAAACGGUUUGGUCGGGAAGUGGAAAUCGAAGAUUAGGUGGGCCGGACACGUUAGGCGAUAUAGUGAUGACCGUUGGACCAGGGAAAUUGCUGACUGGUUCCUUCGGGACAUCAAACGAGCUUCAGGACGGCCGCCAACGAGAUGGUCGAACUUCUUCACGAAUGCUCUGAAAGAAAGGAAUAUUGGACCUCGUGUCCCUGAAGCAAGAACAAUUCACUGGACCGCUCUGGCUCGUGACAGGAACGAAUGGAGACGUUACUGGCGUAUGCUUGAGGAAACUAACGAACAUCGGGACGACAGGUGA